AUGAAUCGUGGUUUUCUUGGUAACAAAGAUAAAAGUUUCAAUUUUGAUUGUUCUACCUGUAAGUUGGGGAAGAGUAAAGUUUUACCUUUUCCUACAUCUGGUAGUCAUGCUACUACAUGUUUUGAGAUUAUACAUUCUGAUGUUUGGGUUCUAUAUUUGUUUUAUACCCUUCAAAUUCCUUGCAGAUUUACCUCAGAUGUUAAGAUCAAAAGCAUUUCUAUUGUUGGUGGUGCUGAUGGAACAAGUCCCUCAAAAAUGAGAGCGUUCAUUAAUCGAGAAGGUAUUGACUUUUCAGAUGCCCAAGGCAUGCAACCUGUUCAGGAGUGGGAUUUAGCUGAAAAUUUGCAAGGCAUAUUAGAGUACCAAACCAGGUAUUCGAGAUUCCAAAGCGUGGGCAGUUUGACUUUGCAUUUCCCUGAAAAUUUUGAUGCUGAUACAACUCAGAUACACUACAUUGGGUUAAAGGGUGAAGCAACACAGUUAAAGAGGGAUGUUAUUGCAACUAUUGUUUACGAGGUUAUGCCCAAUCCAUCUGAUCACAAGACUAAGGCUGAAAAUGGAGGUGGUCUAUCGAGCGUCUGAUCAUUAAGCAACUAGUAGUCUCGUCAAUAGUUGUACAUAGAGACGGGGCUUCUUUCUUGUACUUUAUAAUAACACUCAUGUGGAUACUUCAGUCUGGUUCUUAGGAAUUUAAUGCUUCCAAUGCUUCUGGUUACACAACAAGAAUUGUUAUUAAUCAUACAGUAAUAUCAGUGAGAGACAAUUUGCCAAGACAUUUUUGGACCGAAA
Molecule: messenger RNA, 789 nt
Organism: Papaver somniferum (opium poppy)
Lineage: Eukaryota; Viridiplantae; Streptophyta; Magnoliopsida; Ranunculales; Papaveraceae
Product: PITH domain-containing protein 1-like
Exons: 7
Coding region: 1-582 (193 amino acids)
Source: RefSeq, a predicted model, not a curated record